AUGGGUAAUAUGGCAACAGAGAUUGUUGCCUUCCUUCUCACCAUAUCCGGAUGGAUUCUGAUCUCCUCUACGCUCCCAACUGACUACUGGAAAGUGUCGUCAGUGGACGGGACAGUCAUCACCACAGCAACUUUUUGGUCCAAUCUCUGGAAGACGUGCGUUACGGAUUCAACCGGAGUCUCCAACUGCAAGGACUUUCCUUCUAUGCUUGCACUGGAUGCUUAUAUCCAGGUGUGUCGUGGACUGAUGAUCUCAGCUGUGUGUUUGGGAUUUUUUGGAGCUAUCCUGGCACUAGUGGGCAUGAAGUGCACUAAAAUAGGGGGAUCAGAGACCACCAAAGCCAGGAUGCAUUUGCAAUUCCUGCUUCUGCGAUUGACAGUGUCCUGUAAUCAUAUACCCGUCCUCUCUCCAGGAAUCUGCUCUAUGACCGCCUGCUCUCUCUAUGCACACCGGAUAACAUCAGAAUUCUUUGACCCCUUAUUUGUGAAACAGAAAUUUGAACUUGGCGUGGCACUCUUCAUUGGCUGGGCAGGAUCUGUUCUCAGCAUUCUUGAAUUACAAGUGAAGGCCAACAAGCACAAGGCUGCUUUUAUCAUUCGAGGCAUUGAGGAGACUGCACAGAGGUAA
Molecule: messenger RNA, 627 nt
Organism: Sinocyclocheilus anshuiensis
Lineage: Eukaryota; Metazoa; Chordata; Actinopteri; Cypriniformes; Cyprinidae
Product: claudin-10-like
Exons: 4
Coding region: 1-627 (208 amino acids)
Cellular component (GO): membrane; bicellular tight junction
Molecular function (GO): structural molecule activity
Source: RefSeq, a predicted model, not a curated record